AGAGAGAGAGAGAGAGAGAGAUAGAUAUAUAAUCUCAUUAUUUGUUAAUUUGAUGCAAACACUAAAACAUUCUUUUUCAACUUUUAAUAUUAAAUUACUGUUUUAGAACAGUGGUGGGAAAGGUCUCUUUAGUAACUAAACCUUGACUAAUGCUAAAUAUCCAUUUUAGACUUUCUAGAGUAAUCCAAAAUGAAGGAUACUGUGUGGUUUGCAGCCAAAUACUGUAGCUGUUUUCUUCAAAUCUGUGAUACUUUGCAUUAAAACAUGUCUCUUGUGCAUGCCACUGAGUCAUAAUUGUAAAUGAACUGAAAUGUAGCCUACAAACAUGUCACAGAGAAAGAGGAGGAUCAAAUUCUGUGGUACUGCUCUGAGCCGAGUCUGACAGACUGCUCUAGUCCAGAGCUCUCAGACCUGAUUGAGGUUUUAAUAAGUAAGAGUAAUAUGACCUGGCUCCAGUCCCCAUUUCUCUCUCUCUCUCUCUCUCUCUCUCUCGCUUUCUUUGUAUUUUCUCUGUCCUUUCACUCAGUGGUUUAGUGCAUCAGAAACACACAAAUAUAUUCCAGCUUUGGGAAACUUCACGGACUCAGACUUCACGAUUCAGAACUGAGAAGGUGGAUCAGUGAUGUGUAACACUACUCUAUUGCUAUAACCCUCCCUACUUUAACAAACACAUCAGCUCACACGGCGGUCGCGUUCCACAAAAAAAAAAAAAAAACCCAGUUUGUCUGAGUUUAAACCUCCUUUGGCUUAACCCUUAGUUGUACUGACGUUCGUCAAGAAUAAAACAUCAGUUUGCUACUGAAAGCAAACUGUAAAUCAGACUCUUUGACAGACGACAAGCCAAUCAAAGACAUAGCUGGCAAUGGCACGGUCCUUCAUUGGUGAGUAGCAGUAAAUGAUUCACACUUAGUGUCAUAGUUCCGCCCAGUUGUGAAACCAAACUUGUGCAGGCCGCUUGCUUUCACUGAUUGACUAGGCUGUUCUUCCGCCAAACUGCUGUCAGUGAAGGCUGUGAGAGUUCGAAAAACCAGAUGUCCCGAUGAAGAGUCAUCUUCCUUUACAUUCUGCUUGAACAAGCGGUGAGUAAAAAGGGUCCUUAUCCUCUGGCUGGUGUUCGCCCUGUAGUGUGGAGGGGGAUGGAGCGUGGCGGAGGAGAGAGCCCUCACUUACGGGAGAGCCCUGAGCGACGGGGGAGCAGCAGUCCUGAUAUUGGUGGCCCCCCACCAAAGAUGGGUCGUGUGGAACUUAACGGCAGUCCCACAGGUCACCGCGGUCGCCACAAUGGGGCCCCACAGAGACCUCUUUGCGGUCUGAUGAUUCCAGUCUUCUGUGUGGUGGAGCAGGUGGAUGGAGGGAUGAUAUCAGAUGGCGAGAGCCGGGAGGAACAUGCAGAGUUUGUGCUGGUCAGGAAAGACAUCCUUUUCACACAGCUGGUUGAGACUGCACUCCUCGCUCUUGGCUACUCCCAUAGUUCUGCAGCCCAGGCACAUGGCAUCAUUAAGGUGGGCCGCUGGAACCCCCUGCCCAUCCAUUACCUGACAGAUGCUCCAGAGGCAACGGUUGCUGAUAUGUUGCUGGACGUUUACCACAUGGUCACACUACGCAUCCAGCUACAGAGCUUUGCCAAACUGGAGGACCUUCCAUCAGAGCAGUGGAAUCACGCUACAGUACGCAACGCCCUCAAAGAACUACUCAAAGAGAUGAACCAGAGCACACUGGCCAAAGAAUGUCCUCUCUCCCAGAGUAUGAUCUCCUCAAUAGCGAAUAGUUCCUACUAUGCUAAUGUCUCAACUGCCAAGUGCCAAGAGUUUGGUCGCUGGUACAAGAAGUACAAAAAAAUAAAAGGGGAUUAUUUGUGGCAAGGACGGGAGAGCUCGGAAAUCAAGGUUGAAAGGGACAGUCUCACUGACUUCUGUGUCCUAGCCCAGCGUCCGCCCUCUCACCUGGCUGGUCUGGCGCAGCUUGGUCACUUGAACAGUGCCGGCUCUCUGGUGAAAAGUGGCUCUGGAGAACUUCAGAAUUCAGCCCAGUCUCAGCCUCCAUCACAAGGGCAGCCACAAACUCCGUCAUCUCACGGACAGCUCCAUCACAGUCCUCCGCUACGGGCUCAGGUGCCUCCUCCACCUUCGCCUGCGACCAUGCAACCUCUUUUUUCUGCACCUGGGGGACUUCUCUCACCCCAGCUCAGUCCACAGCUGGUGAGGCAGCAAUUAGCCAUGGCUCAUCUUAUCAACCAGCAGCUGGCCGUCAGCCGCCUCCUGCAUCAGCAUCCGCAGGCUCUUAACCAACAGUUUCUCAAUCACCCACCCAUCCCGCGGCCUAGCAAGUCCGGUUGCCCUGGAGAGCCCGGGUCCAACUCCUCAUCUGCGGAAGUCUCCUCUGAUAUCUACCAGCAGGUGCGAGACGAGCUGAAAAGGGCUAGUGUUUCACAGGCAGUGUUCGCUCGAGUUGCCUUCAACCGUACACAGGGCCUGUUGUCAGAGAUUUUGCGAAAAGAGGAGGACCCACGCUCAGCCUCUCAGUCCUUGCUAGUAAACCUCAAAGCGAUGCAAAACUUCCUGAACUUACCUGAGAGUGAAAGGGACCGGAUUUACCAGGAAGAGCGAGAGCGCAGCAUGAACCCCCCUGUGAGUCUGCCGCAAAGCACAAACCCCAGCCCUGGUGUCCCCCGCCUCUCUCAGAAAGUGUGGGAGCGCAGCUUCGAUGAACAGUUAACCCCUGACGCGUGGGCAUCUAUUUGGAAGAAUAAGACCAAAAUCACAAACUCGUCCAAAACUUCUGGUCCUAACCCUGACCUUCCCCUGAAACUGGAGACGCUGGUUAACAUCACCUCAGCCAUUUAUGAUGAAAUCCAGCAGGAGAUGAAACGGGCAAAAGUGUCUCAGGCGCUUUUCGCCAAGGUGGCAGCCAACAAGAGCCAAGGAUGGCUUUGUGAGCUGCUUCGCUGGAAAGAGAGUCCCAGCCCGGAGAACAGGACACUCUGGGAGAAUCUGUGUACUAUCCGGAGGUUUCUGAGCCUUGCACAAGCGGACAGGGAUCUGGUGUAUGAGGAAGAGUCCCGCCAUCACCACAGUGAACGGCUUCACACUGUACUACACUUACCCGCUGACCCUCAGGCACUUCACAGACAGCCCAUGCAGCCACUGAAGGACCACUCUCCCAUCCGAGAAGAACCUGUUCCCAGUUCUGGACCCGAAGAGAACCCUCAAGCUAAUGCAGGUUCAGGCAACAGUGGAGUGGUUUGCAACAUCACAAAAAAACCUCGCUCGCGCACCAAGAUCUCUCUGGAGGCAUUAGGCAUCUUACAAAGUUUUAUCCAAGAUGUGGGCCUCUACCCUGACCAGGAAGCUAUCCACACCCUUUCAGCCCAGUUAGAUCUGCCCAAACACACUAUUGUUAAGUUCUUCCAGAAUCAGCGUUAUCAUGUGAAGCAUCAUGGCCGACUAAAGGAGCUUGGAUCUGAGGGCGGCGGUGUAGAUGUUGCUGAAUAUCGUGAUGAGGAGCUGCUCUCCAGUUCAGAGGAUGCGGAAUCCAGUGAAGAUGGCCACGAGGAGAUGUACAGUGGGCAUGAAAAUGCACCAGCCAGAGCAGCCAACUCUGUUUCAACUCCAGCUGUUUCAUCAGGCCUGGAUGAGAAUAAAGACAAAAGCCUGCCUCUGGGAUCAGCCAGACCCAGCUCCCUGCCCCCAUGUGGUUCUUCCCCAAGUCCCCGAGAUCAAGCAGAAUAUCAGAGAUAAAACCUUCUCAACAAAGACUAUACUGUAGGUGGGGAAAGGCAAGGAGUGAGCACUUACAACUAUUCUGUAGUGGAUGAGAGAGUGUUGCGGACAGCUUAGAAACUUUUUGACAAAGACACAGUGUCCUCUGAAGACCUGUAAAAGGCAAACCAAACCAGACAAGAUCUGCAUUUUGAUUAAGGUGGCAAGUAAAGUUUUGUUUUUGUUUCUACUUCUGGCCUCAUACCUCACAAGUUACUUACAUGGGUGGCAUGGUACGGAAGCAAUCCCUGUGGCGUACUACAAGGAAAUAAUUUGGUUAGCUGGGAAGCAUUCAUUUUCUAGAUGUAAAUAAUCAAACUAACUCAAGAUCACCCCCAAGAUGUCUCAAGCAUUCAAACUUGCAUGCUAAGAAUGUCAAGAAGGCCAGUCUUUGUGUUUCAUUUCUAAUCUGAGAGCAGGGGGUCUCUCGCAAAAUACCACUAUACAUGCCCCCUCUUUAUCUCUACAGGGUUAAAAUGGCAGGGACAGUGCUUUAGAUGAGCCAGUGAUCUCCUAUAGGACACCAACAACAUCACUGCUGUCCGAUCAGGGAGCCUAGUGGGCGGCUGUGGCUGUCCGCAUCUUCCCCUCCAUGAUGGGGCAUUCUGGUGGUCACCAGCUGAGAGCUGUGCUUGACUGCUAAAGUGGUUGGUUGAGUUGGAGGUACAGAUGAGAUCUUGGGUCUACACAUAAGCCCAGCCCAGGAACACUACUAUAAACAUGUGGUGUGCUGAAAGGUCCACAGUUAGCCCAGUGGCGCUUUUGAAGACUAUGCCAUCCUUCCCAACCACAACCGUCAUUCCAAGCAGUCCCACACAGUUCAAGAAAUCACUCUUUUACCCCCACCACCCAUGCACACCCAAUACAGACUGUGCAAUCAGUUACUCCUGUCCAGUGGUUGAAGGUUUGCUUUAUACAGAUAUGUUUAGACUGAAGGUUUCAUUCCAGUUUUGCUCUCUCUACAUUUAAAAGACAGUAAGAAUAAAACAUAAUUGGCCGGAGGACUGACUGCUAUGGACAGAAGGACAAUAGCGAGGGUGCAGUCUAACUGCAUCUGCCUCGAGCCUAGUGGAGAAGAACCAUUUCCAGCAACUGUGCUUGUGUGAAAGUGCGGUAGUCCUUCUUUCUUCCAUCACCUCCCACUGCUUUCUCUUUUACUGACUGAUGCCCAUAAUGUCCUGAUUUGACCACACUUGCCCACACCCAACUCCACAGCACUAUUUAUUGCUAUCUUCACCCUCAAUUAUUAUUGUUGUUAUUGUUAUUAUUGUUAUUAUGGUUGUUCUUGCUGUUAUUUUUAGUUCUAUUUUCAUGGUCUAAUAUCAGCUUUUGGCUCGCAGCAGAUGUUUUGGUAAUGAGAGACGUUUUGAAAGAAAGUAACACUGCCAAAACAGAGAGGAAUGAAUUGGAAGCAGUUACUGAAGUUAAGUUGAGUGAAUCAUGUGAUAUAUCAGCAUUAUGUGCUUUUCCAAAGAGAACAGCACUUGGCAGAUGAGAUGUUGAAUAUUAAAACAAAAGAAAUAAGAGGAAUCAGUGGAAUUUAUAUGAUCUUUUUGUGCAUAAGAUGACAAUCCUUCUUUUGAGCCAGUCAGAACUCAGCAAGCAUUCUGAUUUAAACUUUGAUCAGUGUCACUUGAGGCAACAUGGCCACCUAUUGCAAAUCAUCCAUGACACCGUGGCAACACUCGUAUCCAGGGUUCUGAUUUGUUUUUAAGAAUCAGCUGCUACUUGCUCUUUCACGGGAAAUAGACAAAAUAUUGUUGUUAACCUUAUGCUAACCCUUAAACUAUUUUUGUGUCAAACAAAUGUAAAUUGUGGUCUAUGUCCAUGUUUUGUCUAUUACAAAUGGAAAUGUUUUGUUUAGAAUCUUUAAUGUGUAAAAAUGCUGAUGUGGUCUUUGCAAUUACUUUGAGCAUCCUGACUUUUUCACAUAGGCACAGUGUCCAUUUGUUUGUGGCAAAAUAGCCUGAUGUGGGUUAUACCUACAACUGUUGACAUUUUAGGCAACCUUAGACUAAGUUGUGCUUCUCUUCUGCUCACCUCUCCAGAGAGACUGAACUUCUAACAUUUUCUGUCCUAUUUACCCAUCUGCAUCAUUGGCUCAUUUCAAUUUCACUCUUGCUGUUUGUUUGAUUAUGUGAUUUUUCUUCAUGUUCACCAACAACAGUCCACAGUAUCUCAGGUUAUUUCAAUCUCUUACUAGUCAUUAAAACCCUUUAAUGUUAGUUACAUUUACAUAUCGUCAUUCUCUCUUUGUAUUUUACAGGAAAUGGUAAAAAUGGUAAAAAUAUCAUAUGUUGCAUUUGAUAAUGGAAAGAGCUAUUGAAUGACAAGACACACAAUCUACACUGUGAAAUCUUGGAUACCUGUAGGUUUUGCAAAAGGUCUUUAAUAACACGGUAGUGUUUGAUUUCUUGAUCUACACCUUACUUAAGCCUGCCAAUCAUUUCGUUUCGGAGGCCUACACCUCCCCUUUGGUUAUUCUCCGAACAUCAUCUCCAAAUCCCGCCACCCUGCUGAGUCUAGAUCAGCUGGAGACAAGCACUUCUGAUGAGUCCAUCCCCAUACACAUCCCAAAUUAUCCUCAUAAAUGAUGAAAGCAUGUGCACAUGUGUCUGUGUGUCCUAGACUGGUGUUUAACCUACCAUGGGGGUGGCUUACCACUCAGUGGGAGCGAACAACCACGCACUUCUUCUCCUCCAUCACCACCUCCUCUCCGUCUUUGUCAGAGUUAGUGACAAGUGUGAUGGCGAGGAGAAACAAAGAAGAUUCCAAGAGUCCCUGAUGAGCACUAGGUCAAGGUCACUGCCUAAUUAUCCAUGUCUUUCAUUUUCAUUCUGUCUUUUCAGUUUCCGUACCAUCCUAUCUGUUCCCUCAUUUUCUCGUUCACCAGGCGGGAAAGUAAUCGUUGUCUCCCAUGCUGUGGUGUCGAGGUUAAGUGGAAGCGAUCAUGUCUCCUUGUGGAGAGGCUAGUUCCAUGAGAGGCAGCAGAAUCCCAGAGUGGCAUGUCUGAGAAGUGUUGUGGUUAAGACGAAGGCUUGGUUGGACUCUUUAGUUUAGCCAUUUGUUUGGUAUCUGGUCGUCUACAAAGCCACUCUAACAUUACAUUGACUGUCAAAGGAUUUGAAUGGAAAAGCUGAAGGCCUCUAAGGCCACUUUCUUGUUUUUACAUUCAUUAUUUAGACAAUUAGAUUUAGAAAACCUGAGUAUUAUCAUUUAUCAUAUAAAUAAGAAAUUUACAUAUAAACAGGAAUUUCCUUAACCAAUAAAUAAAUAAAUAAAAUGAUUAGAAUUAUUUUCAAUACCCCAUGGAUUUCUGAGGAAGGAUGUUUUGUUAAUCUUGCUAAUGCUUAAGUUCGUCAUACCGUGCCUCUGAACUGAAAACAAUGCUCCAGUUUUUUUGCUUUGGGAUUACAAAAUUAGAUGAUCACAUAAUUUUCAUUGUUUCAUACUCACAAACGCCUACAAUGUGAAUCAGGAUUGCCACUUCUAAAUUCCUUGUCAAUCGAAUGCAUUGUCAUUAUCACUAAGUGAUAAUUAACUUAUGUGCAUCAUUUGGCUUCUUUGUUUGUAUGACAAAGUUUUUUUUUUUUUUUUUAUGCUGUUGUUUAAAUAAAGUGCAUUCAAGGAAAUGGAACUAUUGCAUGUGGGUUUGUUCUACCUGCAGACUGUUGACUAAACUGGGUGGUCCACAAGUCAAAUUACUUUUUCCUUAGUUCACAUUACGGUUACAGAAGUUAAAAGAAAGCUGUGAUUAAUGCACAAUGCUAAGUUGUUUUGAGCAGAGGGAUUAGAAGUGGAGACAAAUGAGUGGAAAGAAACAAAAUACAGUUUCACUUGUACAUUAAAGCAAUCUUUAAAAAAAAACAUAAUAUGAAAUGUUACUGUUUCAUGCCAUUUAGGAUCAUUUAAAUAAAUAAAUCACUUGAUACUGCAAUCUAGUGAGUAAUAUUCCAUCAGAUUGCUUCGAUGUCUGUCUGAAGUGUUUCUAUAAAUCAGACUUUCAUAAGUAAAUUCAUUAGAAUCAGACAUUAUUCAAAAUAUCAGUUUUGUCCCAACUGAAACAAAACCUGACAUUCAAACACAAUAAACAAGAACUACACUGAGGAAAGAUUCCUGCAUCAAUAAUUCCACACAUUAUUGCAUUUUACAACCUGUUUGCUGAAGGCUUUUUUGCAUUCAUUCUAUUGUGUGCUCUCUUGGGCUUAUUGUGGGGUAUGAAAUGCACAUUUACAUACAAGUGAUAAACUUUCACUCGCAUUUCACUCCACUAAAUUGCCUCAGCAUAUGUGACAAUUUUUGUUAUCAUUAUCUGUGCAAAGAUAAGAAUUGCUUUAUGUGAAACCCCAUCAGUCCCUUAACCACACGUAGCCCUUGACACUAAAGCCACAGCUGAGCUCAGAGUCCUCUUUCUGGCCACCUGCCAGGCUUCCCUCCUUUCCAUGGUUCCCUUCUUGCAGUGGUGUCCUCUGGUUUUCAUUCCACACCAGCCCUCCAAUCUCCUAAAUUGAAUUUAUUAUUCGCUCAAUUGGCUUGCUUUAACCCUUUCUCCCCCACUAGGUCCAGGCCUGUAUGUCAUUAGCAAGAGGAUUUUUUCAGUCAUAGCGAGAACGCCAGGAGCUGGAGGGGUGUAGCUAUAAACCCGUGGUCCCUGGCAGGAUUUGUAGUUGCAUCCGCUGAAAAAGCAUCAGCGCUCAUUCUAUGAGUGCAGUGGAGCCAGACCACCCAGAGAGGGAUGUGUGGCCCAGUUUGUUUUCUGGCUGAUGCAUUUUAGUCCCAGCUGAUUGCUUUGGCGACCUGGAUCUUUCUCUCUCUUUCUCUGCUCAUACAUUCACUGUCUCUUCCUCUCUGACGUCAAUAAAAUCUGUAUGAAUCA
Carassius gibelio (silver crucian carp) is the source of this 8634-nucleotide messenger RNA. It is a transcript of the gene satb2, whose product is annotated as SATB homeobox 2. Gene Ontology annotation, molecular function: RNA polymerase II cis-regulatory region sequence-specific DNA binding; DNA-binding transcription factor activity, RNA polymerase II-specific. The transcript has 13 exons. The record is from RefSeq and is a predicted model, not a curated record. Gene Ontology annotation, biological process: chromatin remodeling; regulation of transcription by RNA polymerase II. Lineage: Eukaryota; Metazoa; Chordata; Actinopteri; Cypriniformes; Cyprinidae. Bases 1137 to 3737 code for a protein of 866 amino acids.